Messenger RNA from Sardina pilchardus (European sardine), 1455 nucleotides. RefSeq names its product GTPase IMAP family member 4-like. Bases 150 to 1082 code for a protein of 310 amino acids. The record is from RefSeq and is a predicted model, not a curated record. NCBI's taxonomy places the organism in Eukaryota, Metazoa, Chordata, Actinopteri, Clupeiformes, Clupeidae. The transcript is spliced from 2 exons. Gene Ontology annotation, molecular function: GTP binding.
CUCCACCUGGACAGAUCCGGUUCCCCUCAGUGACACCAGACUCAGUUACUGUCAGCUGGUCACCACCAGAGGGCGCUGGAGCCCACAGCUACAGGGUGACCUGGAGAGGAGCCCAGAAAGAGCGCAGCUCCACAGUGGAAGGUCUGAAGAUGGAGGUGACAGGGCUUCUUCCAGGACAGAAGUACCACUUCACUGUGGCCACCCUCACAGAAGAUGGCCGCCAGAGCACAUGUGUGGAGAGAUUUGUCUACACAAAUCUAAGAGAGCGUCCAGAUGAACUCCGAAUAGUGCUGCUGGGGAAGACUGGAGUUGGGAAGAGCUCGACAGGAAACACCAUCUUAGGGAGAGAAGUGUUUGAGGCUGAACCAUCUGCUGAAUCAAUUACUAGCACGUGUCAGAGAGAGGUAGCUGAAGUCAAUGGGAGGCAGAUUAGAGUGAUUGACACUCCAGGGUUGUUUGAUACUGAGCUUAGUAAUGAGGAGAUCCAGAGAGAAAUCUCUAACUGCAUCUCGCUGGUACUACCGGGCCCACAUGCAUUCCUCCUGGUGAUACCACUGGGACGGUUUACUUUAGAGGGCAGAGAGACAGUAACGUUCAUUCGAAAUACUUUUGGUGAAAACUCCAUCAAGUAUGCUAUAGUGCUCUUCACAAGAGGAGAUGAUCUGAGGAACAAGUCCAUUGAACAGUUCCUGGGACAAUCUAGAUUUCCUAUUAGGAACCUCAUUCAACAAUGUGGUAACAGAUACCACGUGUUUAACAACAACACCAGCGACCGUACUCAGGUUUCUGCUCUCCUGGAUAAAAUCAACAAAAUGGUGGCAGCCAAUGGAGGGGGCUAUUACACUAGUUGGAUGUUCCAGCAGCAGAACGAAAUGGAGAGGAAGAUGAAGGAGAGAGAGAAGGAACUGAUGAGAGAAAUGGAGGACAUGAGAAUGGAGAAGGAAGCUCUUCAGGCCAAAUAUGAAGCACAACUGGAGAGAAUGAAGAAGAAAAUGGAACAAGAGAGAAAGAAUGCAGAUGAAGAGAAAAGAAGAAGAGAAAAAGAGUUCAGGGAAAGAGAGCAGAAGGAAAUAAGAAAAUAGACAUAGAAAGAAAGAAGAGGAGGGGAAUGUGGAGCACAUUUGGAAAGAUCAUUAUGAGAGACUUAACCCAAUGGAAUCCUUAGAACCCAACUGAUGCAGUAUGUCAAUAAACACUCCCAUACUUCUCUGUUACAUUGCUCUGCAAAUAUUAGUUGCAACAAGAUGAGACCUAUAUUGCUUGAUGGAGCAGAAGUGGGGCUUUCCAACGAGAUUACUCACUUGUCUCUACGAUCAAAUAUGCUACGUUUAGCGCACCCAUUACUCUCAUUUGAAUUACUCAUGAACCCGUAAUUGGAUAGAUAUGCCACGCAUGUAAGAUGACAGAGGAGAUACAGGGCUAUCAAUUGAUACCAAGUGCAUCCUUCUGGGUUAU